AACGAAACAGAAACAGUCAACGGCGAACGCGAAGCAGCAGUUAAGCGGGUCAAUUCCGGACAAUUAGCAGGUUUUUAGCAAGGAAAAAAAUACAGAAAAAUGGCACAACAAUUCCAAGAGUACAAGGACAAAAUCCAGAAGCAGCUUACAGACAAAUCGAAGCCAUGGACCCCCAUUUUCGACAUGGUAGAAGCCAAAACCGGCGUCGAUAGAACGUAUUCCUUCCUCGGAUUUGUGGUAGUUUUUGCUCUUUACUUGGCCUUUGGUUGGGCUGCCCAACUCAUCUGCAACAUUGUUGCCGUUGCCUAUCCCGCCUACAUCUCCAUUAAGGCCAUCGAGUCGCCCGACAAGCGUGACGACACCAAAUGGCUCACUUAUUGGGUCGUUUUUGCCGUUUUCACCAACAUUGAAUAUUUCUCCAGCAUUAUUACACAAGUUAUUCCAUUCUAUUGGUUAUUGAAGUGCGUUUUCUACAUUUGGUGCUUCGCUCCAAUCGAAAACAACGGAUCAAUCUUCAUCUACCACAAAAUUAUUCGUCCAUAUUUCCUUAAACACGAAAAAUCAACUGACGAUAUCAUCGAUAAAGUUACGGGAAAAGCCAAGCAUUUAAUUGAUGAUGCCUUGAAGAAGGACUAAAGUCUGGACUAAAAUUGACAAAAAAAAAUGUUAAAAUUUAAAGUUUUUCACAAAAAAGAAAAAAAAAAUCAAAAUUUCCUAUAUUGUUAAAAAUUUACCUUCUCACAACACUUAACUCUAUGAACAAUCACGAAUCUGAACUUUUUAUUAAAAAAAUAGAAUAACCAAUGUUAGUUAGAUUAAAUGGGUCUAAAUGGGCUUUUUUAAACAUUUUAUUUAUAUUUAAUUUUAACUGGACCUGCAUUUUAUCCCGAUUUUGAAAAAAAAAAUUUCUACCUUCCCUUUUACAAUUUUACAAAAACGAAAAUUUAAACAAAUGUCCAUAGAAAUAGGUUCAAAUUUUUGUGAUUAAAUUGCGAUACAAAUAAAAAAUAGCAGUUUUUAAUAAUUGUAA
Molecule: messenger RNA, 1030 nt
Organism: Culicoides brevitarsis
Lineage: Eukaryota; Metazoa; Arthropoda; Insecta; Diptera; Ceratopogonidae
Product: receptor expression-enhancing protein 5-like
Exons: 4
Coding region: 100-636 (178 amino acids)
Source: RefSeq, a predicted model, not a curated record